AUGGCUGCAGUUAUUACUGCUCGACUGUGCACUUAUGUUCGCAAUGCGUUGGACUGCCAAAUUGAUCGUAUUGUCUGUUGGACUGAUAACUCGUCCACUCUUCACUGGAUACGUGGUUCACCUUCACAAUGGAAACCAUUUGUUGCGAAUCGCGUUAUGGAAAUUCAAUCGCUGUUAGAUCCAUCGGUCUGGAGAUACUGCCCUGGACCACAGAACCCGGCUGAUGUACCCACUAGAGGAAUGUCUUCGAAUGAAUUGAAAGAAAGUCGGUUAUGGUGGGAAGGACCUGCCUGGUUGAGAAGUUCUGAAGAAGAAUGGCCAAAGGAUCGACGAUCGGCAUCUUUAAAUGAAUAUGUUGAGAUUGAGAGAACGCAUCAAGCCAGUAUCAAUAGUUAUGUCAUACAACCACAAGAGAUAUUUAUUGACUUUGCCAGAUUCAGCAAGUACAAUAAGUUAUUGAGAACCAUAGCAUGGAUAAAGAGAUUUAUCUACAAUGCUCAAGUUAAGCAGGACGAAAGAAGACAAAAUGUCUUAACUGGAUUAGAAAUCCAAGAGUCAGAACGUUGGUUGGUCAAUCGAAUCCAAAUAGAACGGUUUUCAGAGGAAAUUUUGUUGAUUCGACAAAGUAAAGUAUUGAACGAUAGUAAAUUAAGAAACUUGAAUCCUUUCUUGUGUCAGUCUACCGGUUUGCUUCGUGUUGGUGGCCGAAUCCAUAAAGCUGAGUUGCCCGAGGAGGAGAAACAUCCCAUUAUUUUACCUAGUGAUCAUCCUGCUGUAGAAUUAUUUGUUCAAGCUAUUCACCGUCGUGAAAUGCAUGCUGGCGUUGAGCAUACAUUGUCAGUGGUCCGUCAAAGAUUUUGGUUGAUAAAAGGAAGAGCUACGAUCCGCAAAAUCGUAAAGAGAUGUAUAGUGUGUCGUCAGUUUUACACCAAGCCUGUCUCUCAACAUAUGGCACCUCUUCCAGCUGACCGAAUUGUACCUGCACCUCCAUUCACAAACGUUGGUUUGGACUUUGCUGGACCUUUGUAUCUUAAGAACCGUGGUGAAAAGGCAUAUAUUUGCCUUUUUACUUGUGCUGUCACUCGUGCAGUACACUUAGAAUUGGUAAGCAACAUGACAACUGAACGGUUGUUGCUGGCGUUACGACGUAUGGUUGCGAGAAGAGGCAUGUGUAGUAUUAUUUGGUCAGAUAAUGCAAAAACGUUCAAAUGUGCUAAAAAAGAGUUACAGAGUUGUUGGCGAAUCCUGGAAUCCGAAGAAACCCGUACAGCUUUGUCUGAGAAGAAGAUUCAAUGGAAAUUCAUAGUACCCAGAGCCCCUUGGUGGGGUGGAUUUUAUGAACGUCUCGUGAAAAGUGUUAAGUUGCCGCUGAAGAAAAUCUUUGGAAAUGCAAUGUUAGACGCCGAGCAAAUGACCACCAUUUUGACGGAGAUCGAGGCUCAGAUUAACAGUCGUCCUCUUACUUACAUUGGAGCUGAACCAAAUGACUUAAAGGCCCUUACGCCAGCCCAGAUUCUCAUUGGGAAAAUUUACAGGCGUUUCCAAGCAAAGAUACGAAAGUUACGGAGCACACUUUCAACGCCUUAA
This is a messenger RNA of Paramuricea clavata, 1587 nucleotides long. NCBI's taxonomy places the organism in Eukaryota, Metazoa, Cnidaria, Anthozoa, Malacalcyonacea, Plexauridae. The record is from the annotation of a GenBank genome assembly.